GCGUUUUGAACGGAAAGACUGAUUCAAACUCCUGACUGGGCUGUCAGAGCAGCGCGCGCAGUGGUUUUAUAUUCAUUUUUAAAGUAUUUUAUAUUUAAUUGAUAACAGUGACCUGCUUUUUUUUGUCAUGGCGACUCCUCCGAAGAGAAUUUGCUCCUCUCUUGACUUCAACAGCAGCUUUGAAAAGAGAGUUAAGAAGAUUUCCAUUGAAGGAAACAUUGCUGCAGGCAAGUCGACCUUUGUGAAGUUGUUGGAAAGAGAAUCGGAGGAAUGGGACGUGAUCCCUGAGCCCAUUGGCAAGUGGUGCAAUGUUCAGACUACGGAGAACGAGUGUGAGGAGCUGACCACAUCCCAGAAGAGUGGAGGCAACCUGCUGCAGAUGUUGUAUGACAAGCCCAGCCGCUGGUCCUACACCUUUCAGACCUACGCCUGCCUCAGCCGCGUUCGUGCCCAGCUUCGGCCUGCCUCUGUCAAGCUGCAACAGGCUGAGCAUCCAGUCCAGUUCUAUGAGCGCUCAGUCUACAGUGACAGAUAUAUUUUUGCUUCAAACUUAUUUGAAUCUGGAGACUUGAAUGAAACGGAGUUUGCAAUCUACCAAGACUUUCAUGGCUGGCUUCUCUCUCAGUUUGAGUCUGACCUUGAGCUUGAUGCCAUGAUCUAUUUGAGGGCCAAUCCUGAGAGGUGUAUGCAGCGUCUUAAACACCGAGGUCGUGAAGAAGAGCUGGGAGUUCCUCUGGAGUACUUGGAGAAGCUUCACUAUAAACAUGAAUGUUGGCUCUAUAACAGAACUACACAGCUUGAUUUUGGGAACUUGAAGGAUCUCCCCAUUCUGGUGCUGGAUGUUAACGAUGACUUCAAGAAUGACAGAAUAAAGCAGCAGGCAAUACUUGAUAAGGUGAAGGAAUUCCUGUCUACGCUCUAAUACAUAAUCAAGCUCUUUCCAAAGUGUGUGUUAAGUGCACAUAUAUGGCUUAUUUUUUUAUGGAACAUCAAGUACCUCAAAUACAUUCUAUAUCGUAUGCUUUUACAUUAAAAUCUUCAAGCAGCUUUUACAAACAACUGCAGGGACCUCUGACGGUGUGUUCAGGGCUAUGAAUGAGGAGCAGAAUAAUGUAAUUAAUGUAAAUAUGUAUUUUCUAUUUCUAAUUUUUUUUUUUUUUAAUCCAAGUAUUUUUAUUUUUUUUUAAAUGUGGAAAUAUGUAAACUUCAAUAAAUGGUGUUGGGUCUUUUC
This is a messenger RNA of Neoarius graeffei (lesser salmon catfish), 1231 nucleotides long. RefSeq names its product deoxynucleoside kinase. Gene Ontology annotation, biological process: nucleobase-containing compound metabolic process. Gene Ontology annotation, molecular function: ATP binding; deoxyguanosine kinase activity. The record is from RefSeq and is a predicted model, not a curated record. Bases 128 to 922 code for a protein of 264 amino acids. Lineage: Eukaryota; Metazoa; Chordata; Actinopteri; Siluriformes; Ariidae. The transcript has 7 exons. Gene Ontology annotation, cellular component: mitochondrion; cytoplasm.